GUCAGACGGCGCAGUAUGGACACUCAUCAGGCUUUAGUAUAAGCAGCGCGCCCCGUAAUUCUUCACCCUGCCUUCUCCGGUCUGGCCUACGCUUGUUGUCUUGAGCUGCGAUGUUAGUCUUGUGCAGCCUUGCUUUCAUCUCUCUCUCCGCUCACAGUGUUUCCGGCAUAAGUACCGGCAAUGUCAACACUACAGAUACUGUAGGGUUUGUAAAAGAGGACAAUCAACGGGAUACCAUAUCCCUGCUUAUAAGCUGCUUCGCCACACUCGGUUUAUGUGUUUAUUCGGCUGUGCACUUGAACGUACCGCGCAAAGCCGAAGGCAAUUGCCGGGUACUACUAAGAGAGCUUCAAUGGUGCAUUCUGGGCCUGUUCGCACCAGAGUUGAUGGUGUACACAGCCUGGCGACAACUAGCGUCUGCGCGGCAGCUGUGUUUGGAGAUAGAAGAGGCAGAACAGAAGAAGGAAGAUGGGGCGAAAGCCCUCGAAAAAACGGCAGUAAUAUCGGGAGACCAUGACCAGCACCGACAUACACCAUGGACUAUUCCACAUGGAUUCUACGGCACAAUGGGUGGAUUCGCCCUCGAUAUUGACGAUACCGACUCUCGGAGCGCGGUCUUGUUCAAUGGUGCUAAACGCCUGACCCUAACUGCCAAAGGAGUUGCAUUACUCGCGCAGUGCGGACAUAUCCCAUACGUCUCCCUCGACGAUAUCAAAGACAAGAACAAAGCAGACGGCCUUGCUAAGCUUCUCGUGUGCAUUCAGGCCGGGUGGAUGAUUGUUCAGGUCAUCAGUCGGACUGCGUCUGGGCUGCCAACUACUUUACUCGAAGUACACGUUGUCGCUCACGUCGUUUGCGCCCUCAUCAUGUACAUUCUCUGGUGGCACAAACCUCGCCAGGUGACAUCUCCAACGUUACUCAAAGGAGACUGGCUACCUUUGACUGCGUACUUGUAUCUGGCGAGUCGAAUGAGUGGCAAGGUACCACAGGGCAUGUUUGCGAUAUUUCGGGUCGCCACGCCAGAACUAGAAAAGAUGGCUUACUUUGGAGAAGAAGAGACAAGACUUGAAGAUCAUGAACCUGUCGGAUGCAGCAGUAGAGCGCAACCUCAUGCGUCUGGUCAUCUCGGGACUCGUCCUAACAUUCAGCAUUCGGAGCGAGACUGCGAAACGACUGUGCGGGAUCCUGAGACCGAAGCCGGUUCCGAAUUGAGACGUCUUGCCGAAGACGCUUUGCUGCUAUAUCCAGUUCUACGAACUCGCUUCGCUCCAGCUCGCGAACGGGCUAUCUCGGGUUCUACACACAGCAUACCCUACGUUACCGAACUCGUACAACCACAUGCUCUGGACUGGCCAAACGAUGGUCUACUCCGUCGCACCCAAUCUUUGAUCAUGGGGAUGGUAUUGUGGGGAGCUUCAACUGCGUAUGGUGCGAUACACGUUGCAGCUUGGAACUAUUUCUUUCCUAGUGAGCUAGAGCAGCUAUUCUGGCGAUUGAGUUCCAUAUGGGUCACUUUCUGUGCCGCGUUUUGGCUGGUUACCAAUCUCCUAGCUUAUGUUUUCCCGUUCAUUGACACGAUCUGGGUCGCUUACAACAAGCGGUCGCUUGGCUGGCUUAGCACUGUGGUCAUUACACUUUUAUGUAUACUUUGUGGGGAAUGUGCCCAAAGGCGUGUAUGAGACGCCGGCGUGGUCGCAGGUUUUCCCUCAUUUAUAGACUUGACUGUCCAUCUUCACUAUAUGCAAUCGCUUCCAAGAUCAGUCAAUCCACGUAUAUCUGAUAGCAAAGAUGAUCUAUAUCAGGAGAUGAAGAAGUAAGUCCCCAUUUACCAGAGGGUAAUUAUCUCCACAGAACUCUCAUCCAAGAUUUAACUCAAAUCGCUUUCAGUUUCAACACGUUGACGU
Molecule: messenger RNA, 1904 nt
Organism: Alternaria rosae
Lineage: Eukaryota; Fungi; Ascomycota; Dothideomycetes; Pleosporales; Pleosporaceae
Exons: 3
Coding region: 111-1679 (522 amino acids)
Source: RefSeq, a predicted model, not a curated record